This is a messenger RNA of Staurois parvus, 674 nucleotides long. The record is from the annotation of a GenBank genome assembly. NCBI's taxonomy places the organism in Eukaryota, Metazoa, Chordata, Amphibia, Anura, Ranidae.
GUACCUGUCAAAUUCAGGUACCUGCUCCCCCUCCCUCCCCAAAGGUCUCUGGUCAUAUCCUGUACUGUCUGCAGUCUCUGGUCAUGUCCUGUACUGUGUCCGCAGUCUCUGGUCAUGUCCUGUACUGUGUCCGCAGUCUCUGGUCAUGUCCUGUACUGUGUCCGCAGUCUCUGGUCAUGUCCUGUACUGUGUCCGCAGUCUCUGGUCAUGUCCUGUACGGUGUCCGCAGUCUCUGGUCAUGUCCUGUACGGUGUCCGCAGUCUCUGGUCAUGUCCUGUACGGUGUCCGCAGUCCAUUGUCAUCUCCUGUACUGUCCACAGUCUCUGGUCAUCUCCUGUACUGUGUCCGCAGUCUCUGGUCAUCUCCUGUACUGUCCGCAGUCUCUGGUCAUCUCCUGUACUGUGUCCGCAGUCUCUGGUCAUCUCCUGUACUGUGUCCGCAGUCUCUGGUCAUCUCCUGUACUGUCCGCAGUCUCUGGUCAUCUCCUGUACUGUGUCUGCAGUCCCUGGUCAUCUCCUGUACCGUGUCCGCAGUCUCUGGUCACCUCCUGUACUAUGUCUGCAGUCUCUGGUCAUCUCCUGUACUGUGUCCGCAGUCUCUGGCCAUCUCCUGUACUGUGUCCGCAGUCUCUGGUCCAUCUCCUGUACUGUGUCCGCAGUCUCUGGUCAUCUCCU